AUGAAUCAGGUAGAAAAUUUAAUUCAAUCCCUAAGCAAAAAAAAAAACAAAAAGAUUGUUGAAAAUUUUCUAUCAUCCUUACAAUGCCAUAUAUGUCAUGAACUUAUUAAUGUGCCAAUGAUGCUUACAUGUGGACACAUUUAUUGUUAUAUGUGUUUGAAAAAUUGGUUCAAGACUAAUGAGACAAGAAGAUUAGGUUGUCCAGACUGUAGAAAAGUAGCUGAAGUUGUACCUAUAUUCAAUGCAUUUUUAGAUAACCAAUUAAAAUUCAUAUUGGAUUUGAUAAUAAAUGAUAAUCAAUCUAAGAGUUCUGAAUGGGGAAAGCUAUUAUUAGAAAGAAAAGAAGAUGAAACUGUCUAUAAGAAUGAUAUAGCAAAGGACACAAUUUUCGCUAAUGUUUUUAAAAAUUCUACAUUAGCUAUAAUAGAUAUGGAUGAUGAUGGUAUCCCACGAUGUGGAAAUUGUCAUUGGGAAUUGGAUCCAGAUGAUAUGGACGAUGACGAGGGGGAGAAUUUAUGCCCACACUGUCAUUAUAGAAUUAGAAAUGACGUUAUCACUGGAGGGAACUCAGAAAAUGUUAUGAGCAACUCUGCCAGGAACAUUACAAAUAAUUUAAGAGGACAUGAAGAUGAAUACAGCGAAGGGGAAUAUGAAGAAAUCAUUGAUGAAAUACGAAGAUUUAGUGAUUCAGAUUUAGAAGAUGACAGUGAUGAGGAAGAAGAAAACGGUAAAACAAAUGAUAGAGGAAUAAGAAAAAGAAAAAGGAAAGAUAUAGGAGAACUAUAUGAUGAUGAAGCUAUAGAUGAAGAUUAUAAUAGUAGUAAUGAACAAAAAAAGGACAAAAAAAAAAAAAAAAAAGAAGAAGAAGAAGAAGAAGAAGAAGAAGAGCAUGAUUCUGAUCUAGAUUCAUUUGUUGCAAGUGACGAUGAAUUAAGUGAAGCUGAAGAGUCUAAAUCUAACAGAAAGAGAAGACACUCAAAAUUCAUUGAAGAUAAGAGCUCAGAGGAUAGUAAAAGAGAAUAUUCUAGUGACUAUAAUAGUGAUUUCUAUGAACAUAAUGAUGGGGAUGGGUUUGUAAGUGGUGACAGCUUAGAUGAUGGUAACAGCAUUGAGUCAAAUUCUGAUGAUCAUCAUACCCUCAGUAGCGAUAAUGAGGAGUUUGUUAGCUCCAGAAAAAGACUAAGGAAAGCACAAGUAAUGACAAGCGAUGAAGAAUAA
Arxiozyma heterogenica is the source of this 1218-nucleotide messenger RNA. It is a transcript of the gene PSH1, whose product is annotated as ubiquitin-protein ligase PSH1. NCBI's taxonomy places the organism in Eukaryota, Fungi, Ascomycota, Saccharomycetes, Saccharomycetales, Saccharomycetaceae. The transcript has a single exon. The coding region runs from base 1 to 1218 and encodes 405 amino acids. The record is from RefSeq and is a predicted model, not a curated record. Gene Ontology annotation, molecular function: metal ion binding; ubiquitin protein ligase activity.